Messenger RNA from Eruca vesicaria subsp. sativa (arugula), 785 nucleotides. Lineage: Eukaryota; Viridiplantae; Streptophyta; Magnoliopsida; Brassicales; Brassicaceae. The record is from the annotation of a GenBank genome assembly.
AGAAAAUGGAAGCGGAGAAGUUUCUAAAACCGGUGCUUCAGAAACCACCUGGCUAUCGUGAGCCUCACGCGCCUCCUGAAACCCCAAACACAUCCAAACUUCUUAGCCGCCCCCCUAAGCAUAUGAUUCCGCCGUCUUUUUACCCGGAGAAGAAGAGACGAUGGAGUCGUUGCCGCAUCUUCUGCUGCAGCUGUUUCAUCACCGUCGCCGUCGUCAUCCUCCUCCUGAUCCUCACCGUCUCCGUCUUCUUCCUCAUCUAUAGCCCGAGACUCCCCGUCGUUCGCCUCGCCUCCUUCCGCGUCACCGACUUCAACUUCUCCGGCGGGAAAGCCGACGAUGGAUUUUCACAGCUGACGGCGAAGACCUCGGCGAGGCUCGAGUUCAGAAAUCCCAAUGGAAAACUACGUUACUAUUACGGUGAUGCUGACGUGGCGGUGAGCGUAGGAGACGGCGAUUUCGAGACAAGUCUAGGGUCAACGAAAGUCAAAGGGUUUGUGCAGAAGCCAGGGAAUCGGACGGUUGUGAUCGUACCGACUAACGUGAAGAGACAACAGGUGGAUGAUCUGACGGUUAAGAGGCUUCGAGUUGACAUGAAGAGUAAAAAGUUGGUUGUGAAGGUGACGGUUAAGACGAAGGUAGGAUUGGCUGUGGGAAGGCGUAAGAUUGUUACGGUGGGGACUAGUCUCAGUUGCGGUGGCGUUACAUUACAGACGCUUGAUAAACAGAUGGCCAAAUGCACCAUUACAAUGCUUAAAUGGUACGUACGUGCUACUUACUACCUUUGA